AUGUUGCGUUUUACGCAGGUGUUGGACUUGAGCACGUGGGAGUGGGUAGAAAUCGAACCGACGGGAGAGCUGCCAGAACCCCGAUCAGGGCAUCAGACCGUGGUUGUGAAGGACGCCUUAUACGUGUGUGGUGGAUGGAACUCGGUACAGCAAUUUGACGACCUCUUCAUCCUCGACACCAAGACUUGGGGGUGGAGUAAGGCUGACUGCGGGAGUGGGAAUGCAUGGGGGCCUCCCAGGUGGAACCACUCGGCCGUGGGAGUGUUUGCUGUCCCGCACUGGAAGGUCUUCGUAUUCGGAGGCAACAGCGGGAAUCUCGCGGAGGGAGGAAACCCGCAGGGGGAUUUUCGGAACGACCUGUGUGUGCUCAACACGGGAAGCAACACGUGGACCGCGACGUCUGUCGUGGGAGAGCUACCCGAGCCGAGGUCCGAUACUCAGAUCACUGGUAUGGGGUUCUCUUCAACCUCUGGGUCCGUGAACGUAAGGUUCGCCUGUCCCAAGGGCUUUGUCGAGACGGAAGGGCGAGUCGUGAACGAUACCGAGGUGUCCUUCCAUACACCCAGUUUCGAGAAGUUCGGCCCCAUGCAGGUGGAAUGCCGGCUGUCGAUCGGUCCGAAAGGUCUCACCAAUACCAAGGUCAACUUCCAGUACUUCAGCGUGGGAGACGCCACUAAGACAGUGGCGUUCGGGCCGGGGCUUCUGCACGGCACGGCACCAGCUGUACCUGUGGUGUUUAUGAUACAGGCUCGGGACAAGAUCGGGAAUGAUCGCGUUUGCGGUAUGGACGAGUUCCGUGUGGAAGUGGUGAAUGUCGCUGAAGAGGCGGAGCGGCUAAAAGAGGCGGCCAAGGCUGCAGCUAAGUCCAAGGAUAAGGAAGGGGAGGAGGAAGAAGAGGAGGUUGUUCCUGGCAUUGCCGCUAGCAUACAGGAUAACAUGGACGGGACCUACCUGGUGUCGUACACCCCCCCUUGCGCCGGCGAAUACCGGGUGUCCGUGGAAUUCCUAGGGACGUUCCAGGGGAUUGCCGGGCCAAUCUGCGGCUCACCGUUUACUUCCGUUUGCGAGGAUGACUCAGACCGGGAAAAUAACUCGCUGAACGGACCAUUGCUGAUGUCCACCAUCAAGGACUCCACGAAAGAGCUCAAGGAGUACUCCACAAAGACCCUCAAGGGCCUCAGGAAGAACAUUCCCAAGGACGACCGGCACGAGCUUAUCAAGUGCAAGGAGUACCUCAAGGAAACGGAGGCUCGUCGCGAGGAGCUGGAUCUGCGGAUAAAUGCCAACCGUGCGGCGCUCUUCGUCUUGAGGAAGAAGGGCGAAAAGAAUGUCGACCGGCUAUUGGACACCCUGGAUCAUGCUGCCACUGUGUGGACAGAUGUCAAGUCUCAGGCCCCAACCACGCAGCAAAACUUAGUCCCGCUGACAAAGUUGUGGUCGGAGAAGACGGAAGAAGAGAUCGAAGUGUACCAGGGCCUUGUUAAGCAACAGUUGAAAGAAUUCAAGGUGCGACCCUUCUGGGAGUUCGAGUGCGGGGCAGAGGAGGGCAGGAAGGCUUUGGGCGAGGCCGAGGACGCCCUGGCGAAGGAAAGGAAAAAGUUAGACGCGGCCACUCAUUUGUGCGCGUUGUUUGAGUUCCCAGACGCCAUCAAGGAGAGCCAGCGGAUGAUUGCGGACAUGGAGUCAAACUGCAAGCUCAUGUACAAGGUAUGGGACGUGUGCGAAGAGCUGCAGACCUUCAUCCAGGACAGCAAGGAGGUGCUUUGGUCAGAGGUGACACCGGAAGCGCUCGAGGACGACGCAAAAAUGCAGAUGAAAAAUGUGAAGGCGGCGGGGCACAAGGAUAUCCGGUGGUGCGGCGCUUACAAGGUGGCCAAUCUGAGCAGUGUUGACAUUUCGUUUCAAUUUCCCAUGGUGGUGGCCAAAGCACCCCUCCUCUCGAAUCGUUAUGAAGAGGGAGAUGAUGAACUGGUUCGUGGCAAGGAUUUCGUUCCUCCGUACCAAGAUCCUCAGCUCAAGCUAGGAGGCCUUCUCGCCCUCAAUCUGCACGAGUUCAGCUCUGAUGUGGAGGAGAUUGCGGACCAGGCCAUCAAAGAGGAAAAGAUGGAGGUCACCUUAGCGCAGCUAGCAGAGCGGUGGAACAACAUCGUCUGGGGCAUGGACCCUUACAAGGGUGGAGAUGUUCCUCUACUGAAGAUGGCGGAAGAGGACUUCGAGGCACUCGAGGCGGACCAGCUGGUGGUACAGGGCAUGAUGGCUUCGAGAUACCUCGCGCAGUUCGAGGAGGUGGUGAGCGGCUGGCAGACCCAGCUCAGCAUGGUCAGUGAUGUGUUCACCAUCCUUCAGGAAAUCCAGCGAACGUGGUCUUACCUGGAGCCCUUGUUCAUUGGCUCCGAAGAAGUGAAGAAGGAACUUCCGGAAGACGCCAAGCGUUUCGAAGGCAUCGAUACCGACGUCAAGGCUCUUCUGAAAAGUAUGUGGGAGAAAAAGAGCGUGCGAGAUGGUUGCAACACAGACGGCUACCUGGAAAAGCUGGAGUCAAUCCAAGAGCAACUGGAGCUCUGCAAGAAGAGUCUGGCGGACUUCUUGGACGGGCGGAGGCGGCAGUUCCCCCGCUACUACUUCGUGUCAGAGGCAGAUCUGCUUGACAUCCUAUCCAACGGGUCGGACCCCAACAAGAUUCUCGUCCACACUCCCAAGGUCUACCUUUGCUGCAAGACCUUGGUCUUGGGAGACGAGCUCAUGCCAUCUGGCAGGCCAAAGGCUGUACGGCUGGUGUCGGGAGUCGGCAGCGAGGAGGUCGAGUUCGAGCCUGCCAUCCCCCUUGAGGGCAAGGUCGAAAUAUACAUGCAGGAUGUCCUCGACGUCACCAAAGCAUCGCUGUACAACAACCUCAAGCGCUCCCUCUCUCGCUACAAUGAGAUGAGCCGACCAGAAUGGCUCAUGCACAAGAAUCCUUCAUCAGGGCGGCCGAGCGAUCCGGCACAAAUCAUUCUGCUAACACUGGCCAUCAACUACGUCUCCGAGGUAGAAGCGGCGUUCAUAGAAGGCCAGAAGGGCAAGCAAAACGCUCUGACGCACUACAACAAGCAACAGAUCGAUCAGCUCAAUGACCUCAUCAGGCUCACGCAGUCAGACCUGACCAAGGGCGACCGCACGCGAGUCAUGGUUUGCAUCACGAUGGACGCCCAUGGUCGUGACGUUGUUCAGAAAAUGGCGAGGGAGGGCGUGACCAAGGCGACCGAGUUCCAAUGGCAGUCCCAGCUAAAGCACAAGUGGCGCGUGCCUCCACCGUCUGCUAGUUUCCAAAACCGAGACCCACAGCUACGGGGCCCCGGCGGAGAGCGCGCAGAAAUCGCCAUCGCGGAUGCCACCCUGCCCUACGACUACGAAUACCUCGGGAACGGGCCGCGGCUGGUUAUCACGCCACUCACUGACCGGAUCUACGUGACGGCCACACAGGCUUUGAACCUGAAGAUGGGAUGUGCUCCGGCUGGCCCUGCCGGGACCGGAAAGACAGAGAGCACCAAGGAUCUGGCGAAUGCGCUCGCCAAAUGUUGUUAUGUAUUCAAUUGCUCUCCAGAAAUGGACUACCAGGGCCUCGGAAAUAUUUUCAAAGGGUUGGCGUCGUCUGGCGCUUGGGGUUGCUUCGACGAGUUCAACAGACUCAUUCCCGAAGUUUUGAGCGUGUGCUCUGUUCAGUUCAAGGCCGUAUGCGACGGAGUGAAGGCCGAGGCCGCGCGCAUCGUCAUUGAGGGCGAUGAAGUUAGCCUCGACCCGACCUGCGGAGCUUAUAUUACGAUGAACCCGGGUUAUCUGGGUCGGUCUGAACUUCCUGAAGGUCUCAAGGCCCUCUUCCGGCCGAUGACAGUCAUGGUGCCCGACCUUGUUCUCAUCUGUGAGAACAUGCUCAUGGCUGAAGGGUUCAUCGAGGCCAAGGUGCACGCACACCUCGCUCGCCGCCGUGCUUCGUUUGGUACAGAGUUGAUCCCUGACAACGUGUGCCAGGAGGUUCUCGCAUCCAAGUUCUACGGACUCUACUCUCUCCUUCGCGAGCUGCUCUCAAAGCAGAUGCACUACGAUUGGGGGCUUCGCGCCGUCAAGUCCGUGCUCGUGGUUGCGGGAGCCUUUAAGCGAGCAGAGCCGGAGUUGGCCGAAGACGCCUUGCUCAUGCGCGCUUUGAGAGACUUCAACAUCCCCAAGAUUGUUCGAGAGGACGAGGUCGUCUUCUUCGGUCUUCUCGGUGAGGAAAGAGUGGAGCCAUUGUGGUGUCACCUGCGCGACUUGUUCCCUGGGCAAAACCCUCCCCGGAAAGUUGACGAAGAGCUCGAGCACUUCGUGGUAAAGGCUUGCGAAGCGACUGGAAAUCACCCGGAUGAUCUCUUCUGCCUAAAGGUAAUGCGCGAUUUGGGAAACAUCCCAGACGAGAAACCCAAGUGGAUUCUCCUCGACGGUGAUCUCGAUGCAAACUGGAUCGAAAGCAUGAACUCAGUCAUGGACGAUAACAGGAUGCUCACCCUGGCGUCUAACGAACGCAUCCCCUUGAAGGCAAGUGCAACACCGCACAGCAACGUGCACCUGAUUCAACGGGGCCAUUGUCCCCUCAUCCUUCACUUCGCACGUCCGUCGAUGGCCAUUCCCACAAAAUUUCUAGCACUUCAACUACCGGGGAAAAACCGUUACGCUCUAUCCGUCAACUCAAACCCCCAACUACAGUCACACAUGCGAAUGAUCUUCGAGAUUCGGGACCUCAAGUACGCCACGCCUGCGACCGUGAGUCGGGCCGGUAUAUUGUACAUCUCCACCGACGACGGCACGCAGUGGGUCAGCCUCAUCCAGUCUUGGCUCAAGAACAGAGAGGAACCGCAGAACAUCAAGGACGCCUUCCAGGGAUUCUUCGACGAGUAUGUCGGAGCUUGCUUGCUGUGGAUGAAGAUCAACGUCAUGCCGAUUGUUCCGGUGGAGGACAUGGCCCUCGUACAGGUCUUGCUCUACAUGAUGGACGGCUUGCUCACACCGGCGAACACGAGUACGGUGGAGGAGCUCGAGAAGGUCUUUGUGUUUUGCAUGAUCUGGGCGAUGGGCUCGGCCCUCACCGUCUCAGACGACGGAACAGACUACCAGAAGUUGUUCAGCGACUGGUGGCGAGGGGAAUGGAAGAAGGUGAAAUUCCCCAGCCGUGAAACGGUGUUCGACUACUGGCUUGAUCCGGAGACUGGGUCGUUCGAGCAAUGGACCAAGAGCCCAUACUUCUUCUCUAUCGACUACGAUUCGAGGGUGACGCCAAUGACUCAGAUAACUGUGCCUACGCCCGAGACCUGCUCCGUCACUUUCUGGAUGCAACUUCUGGUAAAGAUGCGGAAGCCUGUCAUGAUGGCCGGGCCAUCUGGCACGGGCAAGACCCAGAUGGUCAUGGGCAUGCUAAAAAUGCAGAACCCGGACGAGUUGACGUUCCAGUCCAUCAACUUCAACUUCUACACGACUUCUGCCGUUCUUCAAAACACGAUGGGACUGCCUCUUGAGAAGAAGACCGGGACCAACUUCGGUCCGCCGGGAAACAGCAAGCUCGUGUACUUCUUGGACGACCUCAACCUCUCGGAGGUGGAUCCGUACAACACCCAAUCAGCCAUUGCCCUCUUGCGACAACACAUGGAGUACGAGCAUCAGUACGAUCUGGCCAAGCUCAGCCUGAAAAACAUUGCCAACACUCAGGUGGUUGCAUGCAUGAACCCGACCGCAGGAAGCUUCCUGGUCAACCCUCGCCUGCAGCGCUGGUUCGCGACGUUCGCUAUCGGCUUGCCUGGCCCUACAUCGCUUCUCACAAUUUACCAGACCAUUCUGGACGGGCAUUUGCAGCACUUCGACCCCGAGAUUGCAGGACAAUCGAGCAACAUGAUCAAAGCUGCGCUCGGGCUCCACAAUCAGGUUGCCGCAAACUUCCGGAAGACAGCGACAAACUUCCACUACGAGUUCAACAUCAGGCACCUGAGUAACGUGUUCCAGGGACUGCUCGUCGCACAACCAGACCAGUUCAAAACGGCGGAGAAGUUCGUGCUCCUGUGGAUGCACGAGAGCGAGCGGGUCUACGGGGACAGGCUGGUUUCAACCGAGGACCUGGGCAAGUACAACGCGUUAGCUCAGCAACAAUCCAAGAAGCUGUUCCCAUCGUUCAACAUGUCCAAGUUCUAUGCGGCGGAGAACGCCGACCCUCUGGUGUUCUGCCACUUCGCAGAGAACAUUCAAGACCAAAUAUACGACCAGGUUACUUCGCUGAAUUCCAUGUCGGGCAUCCUCGAGGAUGCACUCAGGGAGUACAACGAGACCUACGCCACCAUGGACCUCGUGCUUUUCGAAGACGCCAUGAAGCACGUUGCACGCAUCGUUCGCAUCGUGCUCAACGACGGAGGCCAUGCGCUGCUGGUGGGUGUCGGCGGGUCGGGCAAGCAGUCUUUGAGCCGUCUCGCGGCCUUUAUCUGUGGAUACUCCGUCAGCCAGAUCGUCAUCAGCUCGACGUACUCGAUCAAUGAUCUUAAGGAGGAUCUCAAGACAAUGUACAACAAGGCGGGAAACAAGGAUGAAGGCCUCAUGUUCCUGCUCACUGACAGCCAGAUCACCAAUGAGCGGUUCCUGAUCUACAUCAACGACCUGUUGGCCUCCGGUAACAUCCCUGACCUAUUCGCAGUGGACGAAGUGGACUCUAUUGUAAAUAACAUGACGAGCAAGGUCAAGGCGGAGGGUCUCGUCCCGGACCGAAAGAACUGCUGGGAGUUCUUCAUCAAGCUAAUCCGAAAGAAUCUGCACGUUGUGCUGGCCUUUUCUCCGGUCGGCGACGACUUCCGUAACCGUGCUAAGAAGUUCCCUGCCCUCGUUAACUGCACCGUCAUUGACUGGUUCCAACCCUGGCCAAGGGAUGCCCUGUUCAGCGUUGGGCGCAAAUUCCUCUCGGAGAUGGAUCUGGGCUCUGACGGGAUCCGAGCAGCGAUCGAAAGAUUCCUACCGUUGUCUUUCAAAGUUGUCAACACCGCGGCGGAGGCCUUCAAGGCCGCAGAGCGCAGGCACGUGUACACCACCCCCAAGUCUUUCCUCGAGCUCCUUAAACUGUACAACGUUCUCCUAUCCUCGAAACGGGAGAGUCAAGACAACGCCAUCGAGCGACUGACGACCGGACUGCACAAGCUCCGCGAAACAAAGGAUGCUGUGACAUCUCUCGAAGAAGACCUCAAGAUUAAACUUGAAGACGCUGAGCAGAAGAAAACUGUGGCCGAAGGAAUUGCGGAAACAGUGAGCAGGGAAAAGGCUAUCGUCGAGGUGGAAACAGCAAAGGCGCAGGUCCAGGCUGAACAAGUCGCCAAGACCCAAGCAGAAGUGAGCAUCAAGCAACGAGACACCGAAGCCGACCUCGCGAAAGCUGAACCUGCCGUCGAGGCUGCUAUGGCUGCCUUGGACACCCUUAACAAGAAGGAUCUCGGAGAGUGUAAAACUAUGGGAACGCCACCAAAGGGGGUUGAUGACGUCUUCGCGGCCACCAUGGUUCUGUUGGCCGGCACAAGCCCGUCUGUCAUCACCACCAAGGCUGGAAAAGUCAAAGACCGAUCUUGGGACGCAGCGAAGAAGCAACUGCUCGGCGACAUCGGAGGAUACAUCGAACUGUUGAAGGGUCUGAAGGCGGGGGUUGACGACAACACUAUCCCGGCAAUCUGCUGGAAAGAAAUCAGGCCAUUCUUGGCUUUGGAGCACUUCACCGUGGAUAUCAUUCAAUCCAAGAACUCGGCGGCUGCGGGUGUCUGCUCCUUCGUUCUCAAUAUCGUCAUGUACUACGACAUCGUCGUCACCGUGGAACCCAAGCGCUUGGCGUUGGCCGAGGCCAACGAACAGCUCAAUGAAGCCAACUCCACAUUGAAGCAAGUGCAAGAACAAGUGGCGGACUUGGAGGCAAAGCUCGCGAAGCUCACAGCCGAGUUUAAUGCUGCCAACAAAGACAAGCAAGACGCGUUGGAGUCCGUGUCAAAGGGGCAGCGCAAGCUUGACCUUGCGCAGCGAUUGACCGGGGCCUUGAGCUCGGAGAACGACCGUUGGGCAGAAAACGUCAUCCAGCUCCGGGCUGACAUGGAGCUUCUCACGGGCGAUGUACUCCUAGCCGCCGCAUUUAUCAGCUAUGUCGGGCCGUUCACCAAGACGUUCCGCGACCAGCUCAUGGAACAGGAGUUUUUGCCUUUCCUGCAAAAGGAGUUCCAGGCGACUGUGGGAGAGGAAGGGUCGCUCCCGAUGUCGGUUGAUCCAGACCCCAUCAAGACACUCACUACGGACGCUGAGGUUGCCGGCUGGAAUAGCGAUGGCCUCCCGAACGAUCAGGUGGAGCACCGUGUCCUCACUGAUGCAAACACGUUCGUUUUGACGUAUCACGUCGCACAACAGGUUUCUACGGAGAAUGGAGCUAUCGUUACCAACUCGGCCCGGUGGCCGCUCAUCAUUGACCCACAACUUCAGGGCAUCAAAUGGAUCCGCACCAAGGAGGCUUCGCCAGAAAGAAACUUGGAGGUUGUUCGCCUCGGCCAGCCGGAAAUGCUACGCAAGCUCGAAAAGGCCCUCGAGAACGGGUUGUUCUUGCACACUAAGCUGUCCAACCCGCAUUUCCCACCAGAAAUUCAGGCUGAAACCACUCUCAUCAACUUCACCGUCACCAUGCGGGGGCUGGAAGACCAGUUGCUCAACCUCGUCGUCCGAAAAGAGAGGCCAGACUUGGCGGACCUCGGCGAACAGCUGGUCGAGCAGCAAAACGGGUUCAAGAUCAAGAUGAAAGAGCUCGAGGAUAACAUCCUCUACAAGCUAGCCACAGCGGAAGGUGACAUCACGGAGGACGUUGAGCUCAUAGAAGGACUGGAGGAGACGAAACGAAUAGCAACUGACAUCGAGGCACGGUCAGCCUUGGCGAAAGAGACGCAGGUCAGCAUUCGGGUCACGAGCGAGAAGUACAGGCCGGUGGCAAACAGAUCGUCGCUGUUGUUCUUCCUCAUGAACGACCUCGUCAAGAUCCACUCCUACUAUAUCUAUUCGCUCGCGGCUUUCACAAAGGGCAUUGAUAAGGUCAGCAAGGCGGUCGAUGAGCCGCCUCCGCCCGACGACGACCCCUCCGUCGAUGGAGAGCCAAUGGCCGAGGGCGUGGAGGGCGAAGCCGGCGGGGAGGGCGGGGGAGACGGCACGACCAAUGCAACCGAGGACCCGACGACAAAGGAAGACGACGAUGCGGAAGAAGAAGGAGAGAGAGUGGAGAUGACAGACGAGGAAUUAGCAGCAAGGUGUGUCAUACUGGUUGACGCGGUCACGACAACAGUGUUCAACUACGUUCGGCGAGGGCUAUUUGAGCGCGACAAGCUCACCGUGGCUACCAUGCUGACCCUCAAAAUCUUGAUGAACGACGGUAUCCUCGGCCAGGAAGAGGUCGACUACCUCGUCAUGUCGAAGGCGUCCAUGGAUCCAGGAAACAUGGGCCCUCUAGGAGAAUGGCUUCCGGAAACCAUCUGGCCUAAGCUCAAGUCCUUGGAGAGGAUCAAGCGCUUCCAAAAUAUCGGAGACGCCAUGCAGUCCGACUCUGAUGACUGGCAGGCGUGGUUCGACGAUGAGAAAGCCGAUCAGGCCAAACUGCCCGGAGAGUUCGAAAAGUCGUUGAAUGCAUUCGACAGACUGAUCCUGCUGAGAGCGAUGCGUCCGGACCGCGUGUCCACUGCUUUGGCCAAAUGGAUUGGGCAGCCGUACAACAUGGCGGAGACGUAUAAAGAGACUUCUCCUGCGACACCCAUGUUCUUCGUGCUCUUCCCCGGCGUUGACCCGACUCCAUGGGUGGAAAGCCUCGCCAGAACUCUGGACAUCACAACUGAGAAUGGAAAAUUCAUCAACAUAUCGAUGGGACAAGGACAGGAGAAACCGGCGGAGGGUGUUGUUGAGAGGUGCUUCAUCUCCGCGGAGCCCCCCCCCAUGUCCAGCAUGAAAAAUAUGCCUGAGAGCCUUAUGCAGUCAUGCAUCAAGGUUGCGAACGAGGCUCCUGCGGACAUCAAAUCGAAUUUGACCCGAGCUUGGGCUAACUUCAACCAGGAGAAGAUCGAUGGCUGCAACAAGCCGACCGAAUACAAGGCGUGUCUGUUCAGCUUGUGCUGGUUCCACUCCAUCGUGCUAGGCCGACGAAGAUUUGGGCCUCAGGGUUGGUCUCGGCCGUACUCGUUUAACACUGGCGACCUCACCAUAUGCGCCAAUGUCCUGGGUUCAUACCUGAAUGACAACCCUCAAGUACCUUGGGACGAUCUGCGCUACAUUUUCGGAGAGAUCAUGUACGGUGGGCACAUUACCGACCCUUGGGAUCGUCGAACAAACAACGUCUACUUGGAGGUGCUCUUCACGGAGGGUCUGUUCUCCGCUAUGGAGUUGGGUCCAGGCUUCAAGGCGCCAGACCCGAACGUCUACGAUUUCCAGGCGAGCCUCUUGCAAUUUUGCGUCAUUCGCGAGCGGUGGCUGCUACAAAAGCAAUGUCGAGACAAGGAGCUACCCGCCGAAAGUCCACCCCAGUUCGGGCUCCACCCCAACGCCGAGAUCGGAUACUUGACCAACAGCUGCGAAAGCCUGUUCAAAGCUAUUCUCAACAUCGCAGGUCUGGACUCAAGCGCCAGCGGUGGAGGUGGUGGCAGUAGCGAUUCGAUCAUCAAAGAUACCAUGGCUGAUCUCCUGGAGCGGCUUCCUGACAACUUUGAGAUGAUCACCAUGCAGCUCCGCGCCAAACCUCUCCUCGAAGGGGAGUCGGGACCGUUCGUCGUCGUGGCGUUGCAGGAGUGUUCGCGCAUGAACGCGCUCUUGACGGAGAUCCGAAGAUCGUUAGUGGAGUUAGACAAGGGCUUGAAGGGACAGCUCAACAUGUCGCAGAGUAUGGAGGACCUUGCAACAGCGUUUGGCCUCAACGAAUGGCCAGGCCGGAACCCAUUUGCACAGUGCGCGUGGGAGAAACUGGCCUGGCCUUCCAAGAAGAAUUUGCUGAGCGAGUUCAUAGACAUGCUCAGGCGCAUCGCGCAGCUUGUCGCGUGGUCGGAAGAUCUAGUGACGCCGCAGUGCGUCUGGCUCCCGGGAUUGUUCAACCCCACGGCCUACCUCACAGCCGUCAUGCAGGUCACCGCUCGCAGUACCGGGUCCCCACUGGACAAGAUGACGACGGAAACACACGUAAGCACAUUCAUGGAGCCGCAAGAGGUAGACUACUCUCCCCAGGACGGAGCAUUUGUCAGCGGGCUCUACAUUGAGGGAGCUAGGUGGGCAACUGGGGAGGAGGCUGGAGAACCGGAGAUGAUUACCGGUACGCCGUGUGCAGGCAACCUGGUUGAUAGCCGCUUGAAGGAGCUCUUGCCGGCUCUACCUGUCGUUUACGUCAAGGCAGUUCCAGUUCAGUCUUCGUGGGAGCCGUCAGCCGUGGGAUACAUUCGCCAUGAUCCCAAGAUUUACGAGGCACCCGUUUACAUCACAAGCUUCAGAGGACCCACGUAUGUCUUCCUUGCAACCCUCAAGACAGAACACCCCGUCAGCAAAUGGACUUUGACGGGCACUGCCGUUCUACUGCAAACGGAUGAUUGAGAGCGACGUAGGAAGUUGCUUUUGGUGUGCAGACCCAAAAAAUGCCUGGUUAUUUCGGAACACUGGGGCAGGUUUGGCGAGGUCGAAGUGAAGAUUCGUUUGAAUUUACGGGGUGCGGUGGAUAUCAAGGGCUGUAAGGGGUGUAAAGAAUAGAUAGAGGUCUCGCUUUCUGAGGGCAUUUGGGAGGGUGGAGAUCACGUUUAUAUGCAGCUAGCAGGUCAAAAUGGCCAAUCCAAAUUGAUGUCAACACGCUACGUAAUGUUGGGGCGAUCGGCAUUUAUUCCAACAUGCUUCUGAUUUGUCUCCAAAUUGUACAAUAUGGCGAUAAUAUCUCCAGUGGGUUGGUACAGCAGUAGUAUUUGGUAAGCGGAGAGCAACGUGCACGAGUUGAUGGAUAAUGCUCAUUUGCAU
Molecule: messenger RNA, 12018 nt
Organism: Ectocarpus sp. CCAP 1310/34
Lineage: Eukaryota; Phaeophyceae; Ectocarpales; Ectocarpaceae
Source: the annotation of a GenBank genome assembly